Messenger RNA from Hylaeus anthracinus, 2467 nucleotides. Its product is annotated as tyramine receptor 1. Gene Ontology annotation, biological process: adenylate cyclase-activating adrenergic receptor signaling pathway. The transcript has 2 exons. NCBI's taxonomy places the organism in Eukaryota, Metazoa, Arthropoda, Insecta, Hymenoptera, Colletidae. The record is from RefSeq and is a predicted model, not a curated record. Bases 559 to 1767 code for a protein of 402 amino acids. Gene Ontology annotation, cellular component: membrane. Gene Ontology annotation, molecular function: octopamine receptor activity.
CCGUUUCCAUUUACCGGCGCGUCCGCCGGCUGCUGGUUGUGUGAUUCUCGCUCGUUGCCAUCGCGUUCCUUCGCUGAAACGGAACGUGUCCUCGGACGGAUAGAUCGCGUCUCGCGAGAUGAAUCUCCGUCUCGUGGGGAUCACCCUCUUCGCGAUCGUCUACGAUUUUGUGCGGUAUCGUGCGAUCGUUCGACGAAUAAACGGACCCCUUAGUCGUGGCGACAGUGACAAGUUUCCCUCGAUUUUUCACAGUUUGUCUCUUCCGAUCGUAUCCGAUCUUUCAUGAUCUCGUGCGGUUUACGGCCAACAUUCGACCAAGUACGUGACUCGGAUCCCGAAUAAAUUUUCCAAGCUUCCCGGACCAAGCUAAAUUGAGUGCCAUGUAUUUCGUUUUAUCUACAGUGCAAAGAGAGUUUAAGAGUUGAAACUGUCCGUGAAUGAUUCGCCCCUCUGGUGCCGUCCUGAACGCUAUCGGAGAUACGAGGGAGUUUUCCGAGCAAACGUUCGAUUGGUCUUUUACGAAAAAUAACACAACGUACACGAAUCAGGCUCGACAACAUGAACUCUAGCGGGGAAUCAGGCGGCACGAUGACCGAAGACUACGAGGUAACAGGCUGCGGUCCGCCGGAGGAGGAAACAGGUUCGAACUUGCCAGUUUGGGAAGCCGCAGCCGCCUCUCUGACACUGGGCUUCCUCGUUCUGGCGACGGUGUUGGGAAACGCGCUGGUGAUCCUCAGCGUGUUCACUUACAGACCGUUGAGAAUCGUUCAGAACUUCUUCAUCGUUUCUCUCGCGGUGGCGGACCUCGCCGUUGCGAUUCUGGUGAUGCCUUUCAACGUGGCGUACCUUCUUCUAGGAAAAUGGAUCUUCGGUAUACAUCUCUGCAAACUGUGGCUCACCUGCGACGUGUUGUGCUGCACCGCGAGCAUUCUGAAUCUCUGCGCGAUAGCGUUGGACCGGUAUUGGGCUAUCACGGAUCCGAUAAACUAUGCGCAAAAACGCACCCUGAAGAGAGUUCUAGCGACGAUAGCUGGGGUCUGGGUCCUCUCGGGGGCGAUCAGCUCGCCGCCGUUGGCGGGUUGGAACGACUGGCCGGAGGAACUCGAGCCGGGAACGCCUUGUCAGCUAACCAGAAGGCAGGGUUACGUGAUUUACUCGUCGCUCGGUUCUUUCUUUAUACCUCUGCUGCUGAUGAGCCUAGUUUACCUCGAGAUUUUUCUGGCGACGAGAAGGAGACUCCGAGAGAGGGCCAGGCAGAGCAGAUUGGGCGCUGUCCAGUCCACCAGGCAUCGCGAGGUCGACGACGCGGAGGAAUCCGUCAGCUCGGAGACGAAUCAUAACGAGAGAUCGACGCCCCGUGUUCACGCGAAGCCUUCGUUGAUCGACGACGAGCCGACGGAAGUGACGAUAGGUGGAGGAGGUAACGCGACCACGUCCUCGAGACGGAUGGCCGCCGGCGCUAGCGCUCCUGCCACGACCACCACCGUCUAUCAGUUCAUCGAGGAAAGACAGAGGAUCUCCCUGUCGAAGGAGAGACGAGCCGCGAGAACGCUUGGCGUCAUCAUGGGCGUAUUCGUCGUCUGCUGGCUCCCGUUCUUCCUCAUGUACGUCAUCGUGCCGUUCUGUCCGGCUUGCUGUCCCUCCGAUCGAAUGGUCUACUUCAUCACGUGGCUCGGUUACGUCAACAGCGCCCUGAAUCCACUCAUCUACACGAUCUUCAAUCUCGAUUACAGGAGAGCCUUCAGAAGGCUGCUGCGUAUUCGCUGAACAGGCCCGACGGGCGUUUUGUUUAGAAACUGUGGGAAACGCCGGUUCCCGUUCUCGUUGCUGUUUUGUUCGUGCCGGCGCGGCGAUUCCGACCACGGUAACCGUCUCGAUCCGGUCGCGAUCGGUCGACGAACGCGAUCGCGAGUUUGGUUGACUUCCGAGAACGGAGAACUCGCCCGGAUGAUCUCUGUAUACCGGAUACGGUGCAAUUGGAAACGUAGAAAGCUUCCGAUGCGAAAGUUGCACUCUUCGAGAAUGAACCGCGUACCCUUCGCAUCGUCGCAGAGGCUAGAGGCCUACGUAGCAUCGAGCGCACAGAUAUCAACGGGGACUGGUCGAUCCACGGUCCUACGAGGCCAGUUCCUUUUCGACCCGAGAAACCAUCGAGGCGACCUUCGAUCGCGCGGACGUCCGUCGACGAAAUUACGAGGAAACGACAUCCCGGAAAUUUCAAUGGAACGAGUUGUGCGUCGACGCGUAUUUUCUCGGAAACUACGAGGGAAUUGGACAACCCGCGUCGAGAGGGAACUAAACCGAAGAGAUUCGACGAGCGUGUCACGCGUGUAGACUUCCGAUGAAUUUUAAUGACGCGAUUCUCGGGUUCGUUUCUUCGGUAGCAACGAUAACGAGAAAAAACUAGGUACGAAUUCGCGUCGCGUUAAAGAUCAACCCUUUACGGUCAGCGAGCACCGUACGGAGA